UGCAUAAUACACAUAUUAAAAAAAAACAAGUAUAUCCAUGGGAGAAACUUUGCCUAACGACGUUAUCUAUGUGGCGGUGAAUCAAGAUGUUCGAGAAAGUAAAUCAACUUUGUUGUGGGCAUUGAAGACUCUUCCCGUGAAGAAGCUCUGCCUUCUUCAUGUUCAUAUUCCAUUCUCGUUGAACUCUUCUUCAUGUGGGCUUGAUGAAAGUGAGAUCGACGCAAUACAAGAAUCAGAGCUGAAAUCUUCAUAUGAUAGCCUCCACAAGUACCGUGAUCUCUGCACAAACAAAGGGGUUGAUGAAGAGGAUGUGGAUAUAUCAUUGAUAUCAGGAUAUGGUGUGGGUGAAGGGAUUGUGGAACUCAUCUAUCAAAACAAUAUCAAGAAGCUCGUUAUGGGAGCAGCAGCUGAUCCUCACUAUUCCAGGGGAAUGUCUAUCACAUCAAGGAAAGCAGAGUAUGUGAGUCAGUAUGCACCUCAUUGCUGUAAAAUGUGGUUCAUCUGCAAAGGGAAACUCAUCAAGACAAGAGAAGGAAGAUUCGACAUUGGGAAUCCAUCAGAUUCGUAUUCCUUGUCAGAAUUCGAUGGUUUUGCUCAGAAACCAAGCAAGGGAAGAGGAAGGGAUGAUGACGAAACAGAUUCACAUAAAGAGCAGCAUCCAGGAGGGAUCGAAACACCAAAGAAAGUAAGGAAAGAAGACGAUAUGACAAAAAGCAAUGACAGCGAAACAGAAAGUCCUCCCGAAGAUUUUCUUUGUCCCAUUUCAAUGGAGAUAAUGAGAGAUCCCAAUGUGGCUGCUGAUGGUUUCACUUACGAGGAAAAGGAAAUAAGAACAUGGCUAAACGGAGGGAAUGAUAAGUCGCCAAUCACAGGAGCUAGGCUCGCUCAUCGCCAUCUCACCCCUAACUACACUCUUCGUUCACUCAUCAAGGACUGGCUCCAUCACCACCCAAACUAUAAACAUUGAUUAUCAUCUAUCUAGUAUAUUGGAGAUAGAUAUAUAAUUAAAGAUAUGUCAGACUUUGUUGGAAUCUCUCUGUAAGAAAAGAAAAAUAUGUGUGAUAAAAAAAAAGUUUCCAUGUGUUUUAAGUACGUCUGAUACAUGACUUUA
This is a messenger RNA of Raphanus sativus (radish), 1111 nucleotides long. RefSeq names its product U-box domain-containing protein 54. Gene Ontology annotation, molecular function: ubiquitin-protein transferase activity. The transcript is spliced from 7 exons. Bases 38 to 967 code for a protein of 309 amino acids. Gene Ontology annotation, biological process: protein ubiquitination. NCBI's taxonomy places the organism in Eukaryota, Viridiplantae, Streptophyta, Magnoliopsida, Brassicales, Brassicaceae. The record is from RefSeq and is a predicted model, not a curated record.